AUGAACACAAAAUUAAUCCAUUUAAAAUUUAAACAGUCCGAUUUGCAUGAAUCUCUCCGACAGCCACUUAAAAGACUAAGCAAUCGACAACUGUCAGUAUUGCUAAAACAAAUUAGAGGGCAAAGAAGAAAGCAGCAGGGAGAGAACGAGGAAAUAAUACAAGAUGGCCAAAGCCGGAAAUCAAUGCUAACAGAAUUACACACAUUAUUACGUUCAUCUUCAAACAGUCAAAGACUUAGACGUCCAAAAUUAUUAACAAAUAUUAAUAUAAUACCUAAUGAAUGGAAUAUAUAUCCUCCAAAAAGAUUAAAUAAUAAUGAAGAAAUAAGGCUAGAGGGGGAUGUUAAGAAUGGAGGGGAAAAUGAAACUACUAAUUUGUUAAAUAUUUCUUCUAUUGAUAAUAUUACAAGGUGGAUUUUAAAAUUUUUAAUUUUAUUAUUAAGAUUUUGCAUUUUUUCCAUUUUUAGUCAAAAUUUGUUAUUACUUUUUAAGCAAAUAAUUUAUUGUUAG
This is a messenger RNA of Meloidogyne enterolobii, 510 nucleotides long. NCBI's taxonomy places the organism in Eukaryota, Metazoa, Nematoda, Chromadorea, Rhabditida, Meloidogynidae. The record is from the annotation of a GenBank genome assembly.